AUGUGUAAUUAUGUCCUGGUUAAAACAAGAAAAGAAUGUAAAGAACGUAAAGAACGUAAAGAACGUAAAGAACGUAAAGAACGUAAAGAACGUAAAGAACGUAAAGAACGUAAAGAACGUAAAGAACGUAAAGAACGUAAAGAACGUAAAGAACGUAAAGAACGUAAAGAACGUAAAGAACGUAAAGAACGUAAAGAACGUAAAGAACGUAAAGAACGUAAAGAACGUAAAGAACGUAAAGAACGUAAAGAACGUAAAGAACGUAAAGAACGUAAAGAACGUAAAGAACGUAAAGAACGUAAAGAACAUAAAGAACGUAAAGAACGUAAAGAACGUAAAGAACGUAAAGAACGUAAAAAACAAACUAGACAAACAAGAGAACUAGAGAAACUAGAGGAACUAGAGAAACUAGAGGAACUAGAGAAACAAGAAUAACUAGAGGAACUAGAGAAACUAGAAGAACUAGAGGAACUAGAGGAACUAAAAACUAAAGAAACUAGAGAACUAGAGAAACUAGAGGAACUAGAGAAACUAGAGGAACUAGAGGAACUAGAGGAAUUAGAGCAACUAGAAAAACAAGAGAAACCAGAGAAAUCAGAGAAACCAGAAAAACCAGAGAAACCAGAUAAACUAGAGAAACUAAAAACUGCGAAACAAGAGAAACAAUAGAAACUAGAUAAACUAAAGAAACUAGAGGGACUAGAAAAACUAGAGAAACUAGAGAAAGUGGAGAAAUUAGAGAAACUAGAGUAA
Molecule: messenger RNA, 753 nt
Organism: Aethina tumida (small hive beetle)
Lineage: Eukaryota; Metazoa; Arthropoda; Insecta; Coleoptera; Nitidulidae
Exons: 5
Source: RefSeq, a predicted model, not a curated record